This is a messenger RNA of Nannospalax galili (Upper Galilee mountains blind mole rat), 1364 nucleotides long. It is a transcript of the gene Rnase13, whose product is annotated as ribonuclease A family member 13 (inactive). NCBI's taxonomy places the organism in Eukaryota, Metazoa, Chordata, Mammalia, Rodentia, Spalacidae. The record is from RefSeq and is a predicted model, not a curated record. Gene Ontology annotation, molecular function: nucleic acid binding.
GUGACUUGCCACGGCAGCCUGUCUCCUGUUCCUUCUGUGUUUAUCAGGAAGGGUGCCAGGAACCAGGGAGACCUCAGAAGCAUCUCUCACCCCAGGACCUGAUUCUGUGUUGUAGCCCAAGGACCCGCGGGAGGAAUGGCACCGGCUGUGGUCCGGCUCUUGUUCCUCCAGCUCGUUCUAAGGCCAAGUCUGGUGAUGGGCAGCAGGAUGCAGACCGCCAUCAAGAACUUUCGCACCUUAUAUAUCGACUAUCCCAGGGUUCACUAUCCAAAGGGUUUCCAUGGCUACUGUAAUGGCCUUAUGGCCUACGCGGGGAAACUGCAAGACUGGCACUGCCCUAAGGUCCAUUAUGUAGUCCAUGCCCCUUGGGAAGACAUUAUGUACUGCAAGUACAGUGAGAACUUCUGUGAGAAUUACAAUGAAUACUGCACUCUCACUGAGAGCUCCUGCCCUCUCACAGUCUGUACCUUGGGCGCUCAACAGCCAGCACCCAGCUGCAGCUAAAAUACCCUGACCAACCACAGGCUCCACCUCUACCUCUUACAAGCCUCUACAGGCCAUCCCAAGGCCACUUCCCAAACCCCAAGUCUUGCAGCAAGUCUUCCUGACUUCUCACUCAGGCAGAGCUCAUCCUUCAGGCUCUUACAGCCUUCUCAUGACCCCACCACCAUCUUCCCUCUCCCAGGGACAGGAAAACCCACCCAAGAUGCUGACUGUGUCCAGCUGGCGGUGCUUGUCCAUCCACUGGGCCAGAUUCUGACUUCUGGAUGGGCCCAGGACCCCAGCUCAUGCCAUGGUAACUGGCCUCCUGCUCAGGUAUCUCUCCCUGCCCCCACUGUCGCUCUCAGCCUUUGAGCCUCCAUGGCUCCCAUUUCCCUUAGAACUCCUGCCACUCUGCAGCCAUAGAAACCUCCCUAGGACCCUUAGGCCCGCUUUGCCUCACUUCCCCACGUUCCUCCUCACCCCAGCCUCCAGCCUGCUCUUCUCUGUGAAGUGACAUUUCCCUUUCAUAUGUAGCCUGUACUUGUCUCCUGCCUUCUACCACAGAGCCUAGCGCUGCUUCUUUGUGUUACUCCGCACAGCCAUUAGUUGUCCUAUUUUCCCUUAUUCAAACAUUCUCCAUCUACCUCUCACCUUGGCCCCCUGGGAUCUCAAAUGAUCUUUUCUCCUCUGUUCCUCCCAAGGACCCUGAAUCCUUUUCCUUAUAUCUCUUCCCAACAUUUCCCAGACUCCAGAGUCUGCUGCUCAGGUGGCAGCAGAUGAGGCAGACCCAGUUCUCCUCAUGGAAAGUUCACAAACCACUGGGGGAAACUGGGCAAAAGGUUCAAGAGACCUCUCUGUGCCGAUUUUUGUAAUUUCUUGUG